GAUGGUUUUAGAAAGUAAUGAAUUUCUCACUCGAUUAAACUUAAAAGCGACGUGUAUUGAACCUGAUAUCGUAAUCCCGAUGAUAAGAGCUAAUAAAACCCGUCUUGUUGAAUUGAAUUUAAGCAGUAACAGUGAAAAAUUCACUAAAAAAGGAAAAGCGUUAAUAGAAGCUUUAGGAAAAAAUACUUCUCUUAUCACCUUAAACUUAAGCGAUAAUCCUUUUGAUUGGUCUGAUGUAAGCUUUAUUCCUUUGGAAAGUAACAAAUCUCUCGAGAAUUUAGAUUUGAGCAGUUGUAAUCUUACUCCUAAAACGGUAGAAAGAUUGAGAAAAUUCUUAAUAACUUCAAAGAAUCUUAAAUCGUUAAAUUUUAGUUCAAAUAAUCUCGCUUUCCAAGAACGCAUAAUUUCAGAAAUCUUGGCAAAAAAUAAAUCUCUUCGAAUUUUAAAUUUGAGUUCAAAUAAGAUAAGUUCGUAUAGGUAUAGAUACAACAUGGUCCGUGCUCUAAAAUUAAAUAAUUUAGCGGAAGCGAUAAAGAAAAAUAAAACUCUUAGGAAGUUGGAUUUAA
Messenger RNA from Dentiscutata erythropus, 566 nucleotides. The record is from the annotation of a GenBank genome assembly. Lineage: Eukaryota; Fungi; Glomeromycota; Glomeromycetes; Diversisporales; Gigasporaceae.